This is a messenger RNA of Engraulis encrasicolus (European anchovy), 2417 nucleotides long. Its product is annotated as interferon-induced protein 44-like. NCBI's taxonomy places the organism in Eukaryota, Metazoa, Chordata, Actinopteri, Clupeiformes, Engraulidae. Gene Ontology annotation, molecular function: GTP binding. Gene Ontology annotation, biological process: immune response. The coding region runs from base 152 to 1495 and encodes 447 amino acids. The record is from RefSeq and is a predicted model, not a curated record. The transcript has 8 exons.
UAGAAAUAACCUAAUCGCAGGUUGUGCCCACGACUUUUGCGAAGUCCUUACUGAACUGGACGUAUGAAGAGUGCACGGACUUAACAUUGCACAAACCAAACAACGAGGUAUCAUACUCUCAACGCACAGAUUGCCAUUAUCAAGGACCACCAUGAGUGCUGUCACAUCAAGACUAACAAAAGAGCAAGAGAAGAGGAUCUGUUCCAUGAUCGGCCAUGCCAGACUCAGCCUGCUAUACAAAGCUAGCAUCCAUGGCUAUCCAUAUACUUCAUUUGUAUCUAAGUGCACCAGACAAGGUCCUACCUUGACUGUUGCAUACAAUAACUCAGGCUUUAUUUUUGGAGCAUACAUUAGUAAAGAUUAUGCACAAACAGGUCAAAAUGUCAUUGACGAAAAGGCUUUUUUGUUUAGCUUUGAUGAAAAGGAGCAGAAUCCAAGUGCUUAUCGCAUCACAAGUCAACCUGGCCAAUAUGUCUACACUGAUGGAAACUCUGGUCCAAAUUUUGGAUCUUUGGUAUUUCUCCACAACAAUGCAGCCACUGUGUACAGCAAUCCUGGCAAUUUUUUCAACUUUGAUCCAAUAAAGAUGCAUGGAAAUGAUUUACAGCUGAUUGAAUGUGAGGUUUACAGAGUUGAAGAGGGCAGUGUGCUGCUGCCAAAGCCAUGGAGGAGCAUCCAGUGGAAUCCAGAGAGGAGAAAGGAGCUCAUGGACAGCAUCAUGAAGUGGAGGCCAGGGAUCAACUCAGUGAGCCAGGCCCGCCUGCUGCUUGUCGGCCCAGUAGGAGCGGGGAAGUCAAGCUUCUUCAACUCUGUGUGUUCAGUCUUCAAAGGUCAUGUGAAAAUUCAGGCAAACACGGGCACUGCAGCAACUAGUCUGACCACACAGUUCCGAGCAUACUCCAUCAGAGGCUGCGGAGAAAAGCCCCUACCGUUGGUACUCUGUGACACCAUGGGAAUGGAGGAGAGCCUAAAUGCUGGUCUGGAUAUAGAUGACUACACAAGCAUCCUGAAGGGAAAUGUACCAGACCGUUACCAGUUCAACCCAUCAAUGCCCAUGCAAGAAACAUCUCCCGGAUUCCGGAAGUCUGUAGGAGUGAAGGACAAGAUCCACUGUGUGGUCUAUGUGAUUGAUGCCUCCAAAGUCAAACUCCUCCCAGACCGGAUGAUUGAAAAAUUUGCUGCAUUUCGCAGGAAGGCCAACCUCCUGGCUAUUCCUCAGGUUGUGCUCAUGACAAAGGUGGAUGAGGCUUGCCCAUUGGUCGCAGAUGAUCUGAAGAAUGUUUACUGCAGCAAGAAUCUUGAGGGAAUGAUGCGUGAGGUUGCUGUGCAGCUGGGACUGUCCAUGGCGGCGGUGAUCCCAGUGAAAAACUACAGUCAGGAAUUUGAGCUUGACCCAAUCACAGAUAUCCUCCUGCUGAACGCUGUCACCCAGAUGCUUCGAAUGGCAGAGAGCUACUUUGAUGACCUCGCUGAGGACGAAGAAAAAACUGACUAGAAGCCAUGUGUGGUGGGCAGGGGCGUAGCAGGAACUCAUGGGCCCUAGUAUAUACAAUCAGCACCAAUGGACACCCCCUCCCCAGCAAUAUAUCUAUAUAAAUCGGACUGUGUGUGGGCCCCCUAUAUACAUGGGGCCCUGGUAACCCCCCUGUACGACACCCACAUUAGUGGGGUUAUUUCAGUUCAUGUUGUUCUGUAGUUCAUUGAGAUUUCCUGUAUCUAUCCUCUCACUUAUUCUUCUUAAAUAAUUGUGCAUGUAAGAUCAGCCUGCAAGAUCCACCACAUUAGACUCACAUUAAUGUGCAUAUUUGGAACUUUUGCAUGCAAUAAUGAUAGGUUUGUGCCAUAUUCAGUGGGCUUUCAAUAUAUCUUCACGGAAACCGAUAUGUCACACAUUUUUGAUCAGAUGGACACUUUGUCCUUAAAAUUGUAAGGUAUCAAACACUUACUCUGACUUUGCUAACUCUGAAGGUUUAUCAGAUGUACCAUUCAUUCUUAAGUGUUGGAGUAAUUUCUCUCUCUUUUUUUUUUUUUGCUUUGUUUUUCCUUUAAUUCAAAGCUGUCACAGGUUAUUACGUUGGUAUGUAAUUAGCAUGUCAAUGAUGUUCUUAGUUGUUCCUCAAACACCAUUUCAAGCAUUGUGUCGUUUUUACUCAGUAUUUGAAUGUUUCCACCAAAACUUGAACUGAUGUAUUCUCUUAAUAUGUCGGUAGAAUUUAUUUAACUCUUACGCACUUUAAAGACACUGUAUAGUUUCACUUUUUUUGUUCUUGGUUAUCAAAGAUUGACAUUGACUGUAUGCCAUCAUGAGUAGAUGUUGUAGCUGAUUGGUUUCUUUUCCGUUCUACUGUAUGUCCCACUGGUUACUGUCUUACAUGUAACUUGUAAAUCAUGUGAAUUAUAUGCACACAGCUAUUAAA